AUGAGACGACUGAUCACGAAACUAGUCAAAACACGUCCUCCUAGCAUAUUGAUUAUCACCAAGAAUAAUUACUCAACAUCGAUAAAAACCGUUGACGAAGGUCCAGUAGCUGAAUUGAAAAAUCAAAUAGCCGCCAAGAAGCUUCAAGAAGACCCUGUUCAACUCAAAGUAGCCGAACAGCUUCAAAAAGUCUAUGAAAAUGUCAAGAAUUACCAGCCUGCACAAACAAAUUUCUUCAAGAAAUUCCUAUCAUCGAACAAGAAAAAUGUUCCAAACGGUUUGUAUAUUUAUGGGGCGGUUGGUGGAGGUAAGACAAUGCUGAUGGACCUAUUUUUUAACACUUGCAACAUUGAGCUUAAAAAACGCGUUCACUUCAACGAAUUCAUGAUUGAUGUUCACCAUCGAAUGCACCAACUCAAACAAGAGGUGGUGCAAGAUUUUUCAGAUAGAAAAGCGAAGCCUUUUGAUCCGAUUCCUCCUAUAGCAAAAUCGAUUUUUGAAAAAUCUUGGCUGUUAUGUUUUGAUGAAUUUCAGGUAACUGAUGUAGCUGAUGCUAUGAUACUUAAAAGAUUAUUUACGGAGCUAUUUAAUAAUGGCAUUGUUAUGAUAGCUACUAGUAAUAGACCUCCAGAGGAUUUAUACAAAAAUGGCUUGCAGCGCUCAAAUUUUCUCCCUUUUAUAGAUGUCCUCAAGCAACACUGUGCUGUGGCUAAUUUAGAUUCUGGUAUAGAUUAUAGACAAAAAAUCAUAGGAGAAAAAACUAAUUAUUUUAUUAAAUCGAACUAUAAACUAGAUCCAAUAGAGCCAAUUUUUAAGUUUCUUUGUUCCAAAGAAAAUGACAUAAUUAGAGGCAAGUCGUUUGUAAUAUUAGGCAGAGAUGUCUCUUUUAGAAAAGUAUGUGGAGGGAUUUUGGAGACAUCUUUUGACGAACUUUGCAAUAGGCCUUUAGGUGCUAACGACUAUCUUCACCUAACACAAUUUUUCCACACAAUCAUCAUAAGAGAUGUACCUAGAAUUGACCUUGUAAAAAUGCGCUCUGAAGCCAGAAGAUUCAUAACGCUAAUUGACGCCCUUUACGAUCAAAAAACCAAAGUUAUCAUGGUAGCUGACGUACCAAUUAAACAAUUAUUCACCUAUACCAAAGCUUCAAGCGACGAUAUUAGUGAUGAACACAGAAUGCUUAUGGAUGACUUAAAAAUAGGCGACAAUGAUUUGACUGCUAAUAUUUUUACUGGUGAUGAAGAGAUAUUUGCUUUUGAUAGAACAAUUUCAAGGUUGAGCGAGAUGCAGAGUCAGGAUUAUUGGGGCGAUAAAGGUAAAGGGACAGGUAAACAUCAGUAA
Messenger RNA from Ceutorhynchus assimilis (cabbage seed weevil), 1341 nucleotides. The record is from the annotation of a GenBank genome assembly. NCBI's taxonomy places the organism in Eukaryota, Metazoa, Arthropoda, Insecta, Coleoptera, Curculionidae.